UGUCAAAGUUUAGAUUCCAUCAUAUGAAUACCUGUAUUUCAUCUGUGCUUAUACUCUACGGUGCUUUGGAAGCUUCUGAGAACGGCAACAGAGGGCUAGACGAUGAAAAGCGUACUCCGCACGUUGCUGCUCCCUUUCCUCGCCGCGACUUCAGCAGUCACUGCGCAAGGGUCGCUUGGAGGGGGGGAUGGCUACAUCGAUGAUGGCCCACAGCCGGAUGACCUCAACGGCUCCAACUUUACUUAUCCCUAUCCGGUCAAGGUUUACAAUUUUCCUUCCCAGCGCCUAAACAUGCAGAUGGCAUUUAUGGAUGUGGCCCCCACAAGCAACGCAACCACAUCGACAAACCCGCCCGUGGCCGUCUUGCUGCACGGCAAGAACUUUUGCGGUGCGACUUGGAACGAGACCAUCAUCCAGCUGACGGGUGCUGGGUACCGUGUGAUCGCGCCCGAUCAAGUGGGGUGGUGCAAGUCCACCAAGCCCGUGGGAUAUCAGUUCACGUUCCAGCAGUUGGCGCUGAACACGAAUAGCCUGCUCAAGCAGUUGGGGAUCUACAGUGCCACUGUCAUCGGGCACAGCACGGGUGGGAUGCUGGCAGCUCGAUAUGCACUCACGUAUCCGAGCAACACAACGGCCGUGGUCAUGGUGAACCCCCUCGGCCUCGAGGACUGGAAGACGAAAGGCGUGCCAUAUCAGAGCAUCGACCGCAGCUGGGCCACCGAGAACGCAACCACGUACGCCUCGAUCAAGACCUACGAAAACACAACGUACUACGUCGGCCGGUGGCAGCCCCAGUACGACGUAUGGGUUGGCAUGCUCUACAACGUCUACACGGGCUCGCGCCGCGCCGAGUUCACCUACAACAUGGCGCAGACCACGGACAUGAUCUACACGCAGCCCGUCAUCUACGAGUUCGGCCUGCUGGGGCAGCAGGUGCGCACGCUUCUGGUGAUUGGGGACAAGGAUAACACGGCCAUUGGGAAGGCUUGGUCGCCUCCGGCGGUGCAGGCCGUGAUUGGGAAUUACAGCGUGCUGGGCCCGGCGGCGGCGGCGAUGAUUCCGAACAGCACGUUGAUUCAGUUCCCUGAUUUGGGGCAUGCGCCGCAGAUCGAGGAGCCGGCGGAAUUUCAUCGCGAGUUGCUGGGUUGGCUUGCGAACAUCUAA
Messenger RNA from Diaporthe batatas, 1164 nucleotides. RefSeq lists its product as uncharacterized. NCBI's taxonomy places the organism in Eukaryota, Fungi, Ascomycota, Sordariomycetes, Diaporthales, Diaporthaceae. Gene Ontology annotation, molecular function: catalytic activity. The record is from RefSeq and is a predicted model, not a curated record. The transcript has 2 exons. Bases 103 to 1164 code for a protein of 353 amino acids.